UCAGGUGUGAGUCAUUUCUAUUAGCAAGAGAGCGAGUUGCUCCAGUUGUCUCCGAGCAGGAGAGUUUGAAAGGGUGCCCCAAAGAACGAUCUCAAGGUGGGCAGGGGAGCACCUACCUUCACCGGCAGGGGCAAAAAACAAAAAAAAAGCUUAUUUUUUACGCUUUAACAAAAAAACAACUUCCCUGCCAACCUUAGUUUCAAGGUUUAUUCUUAAUUAGAGUUGAGAAGCCUGUUUCGACUUGAAGACACCCGUAUCAGGUGAAUGGAGAGCCAGCUACCGCCAUGAAAGGUCUGAAGAAAAAGUGGGGGUUAGAAUGCUAAGUGGAUGAGAUCCACAAGCUCUCUUUGGGAGGAACCACUUUCUGAAACGAGAGUCCUCGUACUUCAUGGAACUUCACGGUUUCCAGCUCAGGGAGGCAGAAAGGCAAUAACGAGGCCCUGGGAAGCCGGGGAGAAUUAAGGAUCGCAUGGCCUGCUGCGCUCGCCUGCCGGCUCUGCCUGCUGAGGAGGGAGUUCCCCAGCCCGGCACAGCAGCUGCCCGCCCGUGUGGAGACCUAGCCCGGGAACGAAAUCAAACCAGGAAUAACCUAUGCUGAGCCCUUGCGUCAAUCGUCCCCGAGUGUUUCCUGACACGUAUUUUUGCUUACAGUCCCUCAGAACUAAAGAAUGGGGCUCAACGUGACAUUUGCAAAAUUACCAGAUAAUGAGCUGCACGGUCCAGGGAAUCACACCCCAAGUAACACAAGCGAUGGACCCGGAAAGAACACCACCAUUAACAACGAAUUUGACACUGUCGUCUUGCCUGGGCUUUACCUCGUCAUCUUUGUGGCAAGCAUCUUGCUGAAUGGUCUAGCAGUGUGGAUCUUCUUCCACAUUAGGAAUAAAACCAGCUUCAUAUUUUAUCUCAAGAACAUAGUGGUUGCUGACCUCAUAAUGACGCUGACGUUCCCAUUUCGAAUAGUCCACGAUGCAGGAUUUGGACCUUGGGACUUCAAGUUUAUCCUCUGCCGAUACACUUCGGUUUUAUUUUACGCCAACAUGUAUACUUCCAUCGUGUUUCUCGGGCUGAUAAGCAUUGAUCGCUACCUGAAGGUGGUAAAGCCGUUUGGCGACUCUCGCAUGUACAGCAUAACCUUUACAAAGAUUUUGUCUAUUGGUGUCUGGGUGCUCAUGGCUAUCCUGUCCUUGCCAAACAUCAUUCUAACAAACGGUCAACCAACUAGGGAAAAUAUUCAUGAGUGCAUGAAACUUAAGAGUCCUCUGGGAGUGAAAUGGCAUAAGGCCAUCAUUUAUGUCAACAGCUGCUUGUUUGUGGUUGUGCUGGCGAUGCUGAUAGGAUGUUACAUAGCCAUAUCCAGGUACAUCCACAAAUCCAGCAGGCAGUUCGUGAGCCAGUCCAGCCGAAAGCGAAGACACAACCAGAGCAUUAGGGUGGUCGUGGCCGUGUUUUUCACCUGUUUCCUACCCUAUCACUUGUGCAGGAUUCCUUUCACUUUUAGUCACCUGGACAGACUCUUAGAUGAAUCGGCACACGAAAUCCUAUAUUACUGCAAAGAAAUGACGCUUUUCUUGUCUGCGUGCAACGUGUGCCUGGAUCCGAUAAUUUACUUUUUUAUGUGUCGCUCAUUCUCAAGAAGGCUGUUCAAGAAAUCAAAUAUCAGAACGAGGAGUGAGAGCAUCCGAUCACUGCAAAGUGUCAGAAGAUCAGAGGUCCGCAUAUACUAUGAUUAUACUGAUGUGUAGGAGUUAAAGGCCACCAGGCCUUCUCUUGCUUGUCGAAGUCAAUGUGUACAAAGUGUAAAUAAAUUUGUCUUUUGAUUACCCUC
Molecule: messenger RNA, 1828 nt
Organism: Orcinus orca (killer whale)
Lineage: Eukaryota; Metazoa; Chordata; Mammalia; Artiodactyla; Delphinidae
Gene: GPR87
Product: G protein-coupled receptor 87
Exons: 5
Coding region: 669-1745 (358 amino acids)
Biological process (GO): negative regulation of adenylate cyclase activity; G protein-coupled receptor signaling pathway
Cellular component (GO): membrane
Molecular function (GO): G protein-coupled purinergic nucleotide receptor activity
Source: RefSeq, a predicted model, not a curated record